Messenger RNA from Poecilia reticulata (guppy), 1915 nucleotides. It is a transcript of the gene socs1a, whose product is annotated as suppressor of cytokine signaling 1a. NCBI's taxonomy places the organism in Eukaryota, Metazoa, Chordata, Actinopteri, Cyprinodontiformes, Poeciliidae. Gene Ontology annotation, molecular function: 1-phosphatidylinositol-3-kinase regulator activity. Gene Ontology annotation, biological process: intracellular signal transduction; phosphatidylinositol phosphate biosynthetic process. Gene Ontology annotation, cellular component: phosphatidylinositol 3-kinase complex. The record is from RefSeq and is a predicted model, not a curated record.
UCUCCAAACAGGAGCGAGUUCAAAAGAAUUGAAAGAGACUCUGGGGAUACGAGCCGCAGCGCAGAGUUUCGCUUUCGUUUCUGAGAAAUGGCAGAGCUGCCGCUAAAGGCGACGUGGGAGGAGCUUCGACUGGCGUAAUAAAAACCCAACUAUUUACCAGCAUUCACGCGCACAUACAGGCAGUCAGACGAGCUGACGGCUGGGAGUCACAGCUAAAGAGGAGGACAGAAAGACGCCGAGUCUGAGUCAGAAAGUGUCCCAUGCAACAAGCCACUGUCCCCGUCAGGACCCUGCAGGAUUAUCUCCUUGUUUAACCACCGGCGCAUUUGCUCUAUGGGAUUACUGACUGACGGACCCAUAACACGCAGCUGCUGUUAAAAACAAAACGGAUGUCAGUGUGGUGGUUAGAGAUGGGAGAGGUUUCAGGGCCUCUCUCCACUGUAGGAUGGUAGCCGACAGCACAGUGGAAGGCCAUGAGCGGACUGCCUUACCGAGCGCUUCACCAGCACCAUCAUCAUCAUCAUCAUCAUCAUCAUCAGCAGCAGCAGCAACCCCGACGCAAUCGGAGCAGCUCCAGCGUCAGGCCGGUCCAAAUCCGAGCCUGAAGUCCGCGUCCGCCCGCUCUGUGUACCUAACUCACUUCCCGACGUUCACCUCCAAGGAGGACUGCAACAUCAUCACUGACACAGCCGCCAAGCUCGAGCGCAGCGGCUUCUACUGGGGCCCGCUGGGAGUGGAGGAGGCCCACCGCAUGCUCCGCAACGCCCCGCUGGGCAGCUACCUUAUCCGCGACAGCCGGCAGAAGGACGUCUUCUUCACCCUGUCCUAUCACGACAAGAAAGGACCCGUCAGCGUGCGCAUCGACUACAAGCAGCAGAAGUUCUCUCUGGCCGGCAACCAACGCUCCUUCCCGACGCUCUUUGCACUCUUGGAGUAUUACAUGAACACACCCAAGAGGAGCCUAAAGGUCCCGUACAGGAAAUGGGAGCCCACGCUGCAGGAGCUGUGCAGGAGACAAAUCGUAGCGUUGUGCGGAGGAAAGAUCCCGGAGCUGCCGGUCACACAUGUGGUCCAAGAUUUCCUGUUGGACUUCCCUUACAAACUGUAAACAGUCUGCCAUUUAACUUCUUGGCUGUAUUGUUCACAAUUGCAAGGUGGCAGCUUUUACCAAGUAACGGUACCGCAAUCGGGCUCACGAAGCCUUUGCGUCACAGAUCCAGGGGAGAGACGAUAUGGUUACAAAUGACAUCGGCAAACUCUUUUUGGACGAAGAACUGUGAAAUGCUCAUAAAGAACCACAACAGCCAAAGGCGAGCACAGGGAGCCUGCGGUUGGACAUUAAUCUUUCACGACAUUUCAGCAUCUACCUCUAGAGACUCGACACCGAGUGGCACAUGGACGGAGCAUCCUUUGGUGACGAGGAAGUAUAGGAAGUUGAAAAGUGCUGCAUUAAAAGAAAACAACACGCGCCUAGGAGCUUCCACCGAGAUGAAAGUACCGGUGAGGAUAACUCAAAGAGCUCACAAGUGUUGCCGGAGGACUUUAAGGGAAUGGACUUGGAAAUAUUUAGAGUCACAGUGGAGGGUGCGGUUGAAGCGUCACACGCAGAUUUGUAGCAGAUUUAAAUACUCUAAUAUCAAAAAAGUUUACAUCGCCCUCGACUGUUUUGUCAGCGGCGAAGGCUUGAACACCACUCAGUGUCUUGGUAAAAAUCUGACAUGAAUGAAAUCCUGUCAGUCAGAGCUGGAGACAUGAUGAAUCUUUGUACUGUACAAAGGGGCCUGUCACCUCUUAUUUACAUGCCUCUACCAAGCCGAUUUUUUUUKAUUCAGCUUGUUUUAUAGAAUCUAUUUAGUAUUUUCUAUACUUGUGCACUGUUUUCUAAGAUGUUUGAAAUAAACUAUAUUUAAGUGAA